CUGUCUGAGCAGCACUCUCCCCAAAGAAGCAGGUGCCCAGGAAGGCAGAGGAGGAGGAGGAGGACCCAGGAGCAUCCCCUGCUGCAGACAGAGCCCAGGGGAGGAGGAAGGAGCCUGGCAGAGAGAGAGAGGGGGCGAUUGCUGCUGCUGCUGCUGCUGCAGCGCAAGGGAGGCCAGCAGCCCCGCGAGGAAGCAGCCCUGCAGCUCGAGCCCAGAGCCGGCUGCUGCUGCUGCCGUUGAAGCCCCUUCCUUCCUGCCUGCCUGCCCUCCAUCCUUCCUCUUCUUCUGGGGAGAGGCCCGGGAGGCAGCCAUGGGGAAGGAGCCCCAAGCCAGCCCCAAGAAGCCCGGCUGCUGCGGCUGCGGGAGCUUCCUCCGGAACAACUGGCUCCUGCUCAGCACCAUCCUGGCCGUGGUCCUCGGAAUUGGUCUGGGACUUGCUGUCCGGGAAUAUGGUAAACUCUCCAAUCUGGACAAAUUUUACUUCGCAUUUCCAGGAGAAGUUCUGAUGAGAAUGCUCAAGCUCAUUAUAUUACCCUUAAUUAUAUCAAGCAUGAUAACAGGUGUUGCUGCUUUGGACUCCAGUGUUUCUGGAAAGAUUGGCUUGCGGGCAGUUGUAUACUACUUUUUCACAACAGCCCUUGCUGUAAUCCUAGGGAUUGUAUUGGUUGUGACUAUCAAGCCAGGAGUGUCCCAGAAAGCUGAUGAAAUUGACAGAAUGGGCAGCACACCUGAAGUGUCUACAGUGGAUGCCAUGUUAGACUUAAUAAGGAAUAUGUUCCCGGAAAACCUUGUACAAGCCUGUUUUCAACAGUAUAAGACGAAACGUGAAGAAAUAACAAUCACAGAUGAAGGAGACAAAAAUGGCACUGUCCCUACAGGAGAGCCAUUCACCACUAUAAUGACAACAGUGGCUUCACAGAACAAAACUAAAGAAUACAAAAUAGUGGGCAUGUAUUCCGAUGGUAUUAAUGUGCUUGGCUUGAUAGUCUUUUGCCUUGUCUUCGGAAUUGUUAUCGGGAAAAUGGGAGAAAAGGGACAAGUGCUGGUGGACUUUUUCAAUGCACUGAAUGAUGCCACAAUGUAUAUAGUUCAAAUAAUAAUGUGGUAUAUGCCAAUGGGUAUUUUAUUUCUGAUUGCUGGAAAGAUAAUAGAAGUUGAAGACUGGGAAAUUUUUCGCAAAUUGGGUCUUUAUAUGGCCACUGUGCUAAGUGGGCUUGCAAUCCAUUCUGUUGUAAUUCUUCCACUAAUAUACUUAAUCAUAGUCCGGAAAAAUCCAUAUAAGUUUGCCAUGGGGAUGGCUCAAGCACUUUUGACAGCACUCAUGAUUUCUUCGAGUUCGGCCACUUUACCUGUCACCUUUCGCUGUGCAGAAGAAAAAAACCAUGUUGACAAGAGAAUUACUCGAUUUGUUUUACCAGUUGGAGCUACAAUCAACAUGGAUGGUACCGCACUAUAUGAAGCAGUGGCUGCUGUUUUCAUUGCACAGCUGAAUGACUUAGAACUAGAUAUUGGCCAGAUUGUGACCAUUAGCGUAACAGCAACUGCAGCUAGCAUUGGAGCGGCAGGAGUGCCCCAGGCUGGACUAGUUACUAUGGUGAUUGUACUGAGUGCAGUUGGACUUCCUGCCGAAGACGUUACCCUCAUCAUAGCAGUGGAUUGGCUUCUGGAUCGAUUCAGAACAAUGGUGAAUGUUCUUGGUGACGCCUUUGGAACUGGAGUUGUGGAGAAGCUCUCCAAAAAUGAACUGGAGCAGAUGGCCAUCAGCUCUGAAGUCAAUAUAGCGAAUCCUUUUGCCUUGGAAACAACAAUGCUUGACAGUGAGGAAACAGAGACCAAGAAAUCCUAUGUGAAUGGAGCUUUUGCCAUAGAUAAAUCUGACACCAUAUCAUUCACUCAGACAUCACAAUUCUGAAGAUGAUUGACUGACAGGGCACCCACACUGGAUCAAAGGACACUGGAGGUCCCUCGCUGAACCAUGUUCUGGGUCCCUCACACUUCUGACCCCACAUGCUGUGCUUUCUCUUUUGGCUAUAUUCAAGAUGGCACACAAAAGGAAGGCACACAUUCUCGGUCUCACAGCCCUGCCCACCCAUCUCUUCAGCUGCAACAACACAAAGAGCACAGUCAUUUUGCUCCUGUUGUGCAGGCUACCAGUGUUUUAUAUUUCUCCACAACUGGGAACGUGGUCUCUCUUCCUCCCCAGUCACUUGAUGCAGGAGUAGCCAACAUGUUCAAAGCUGUGGAGAUUUCUGUAGGAACCUCAGAACAGAAAUAUGGCCAUAUCCUCAACAUAGAUAGGCUCCCAGACAACACAAAAUUUGGGGACCCAACAGAGGUGAAACCCUACACCAUACUAGGCUGAGAUUAUCCAGCUUCCUCUGACAUCAGCCUUCUCUGAAGGACAUCAUCAUAUAUUAAAUUAUUUAGCAAGCUAAGAGGCUAAGUAUGCUCCUCCUGUGAUAUGGGAAACCUAGAUUUUUUCCUCAGCUCUGAAAUCUUUUGGGGAAAAGAUAGUUGUGGGCAGAUUAAUGAAAAAGAUAAGUUGUAAAAAUGUAUUUUUAAAAAAUUUAUAUCAUAUUCCUGAGGAUUCAAGAUGUCUGCUUGCUUUGAGUAUGCUCAUAAGUUAGGACAAUGAAAUGAAAGAUGUGAUGUUUUCUAGAGCAUAAUUCAGUGUUUUCCAUUCAAAUGUUCUGUGCUCCCACUUUUCUUAUUUGAACAACAUCUUGGACAGUUCUGUAUACAUUUACUGUGUGCCAGACAAGUUCAUGACUAAUUAAAUAGGAAAAGGAGAUGACAAAGGUCCUGCAAUAAAUGUUAAUUUUUUAAAAAUGUAUAUGUACUUUUAAAAGCCAAUAAUUAUGGAAACUGGAAAUAAGUAUAUAAGAAAUUUCAUUAUUAUAUUUUUCUUUCCUAUGAUCAGUUAUAUCAAGGACAUAGCAAGACAUCAAAUACUAAGCCAAUCCCAACAACUUUGCUGCAGCUUUGAAAUACUUAUAACUUAGCUUUCCUCAUUUAUCAGUCCUCAUCUGGAACACGUUUUUGUAAAUAAGCUCCUGUUAGAUUGAAAAUUUGCACUUAAGUACUAUCAAAACACAAACAUUUCUGUAGCAUUAGACAAACCCAGUCUUACACUUUUGUAUUCAAUAUGUAAACCAGGAUAUGUGCCAAAGAGAACUAAAGAAAAUGCAGAUAGCAUAAGUUUUGAUAAACUGCACCUUAAUUUGAAACAGAGACAUAAUACUGUAUGUACUUAAAUACUAUGAGUUAUAAAUGUAGUGUGCAUAUAAAAUGCAAAUGUUGAUAUGUUUAUACAUAAUGAAAGUGUGUACAGUGUAAAUCAGUCCUUUACCUUGGGUACAAUUAUUUUUUAAAAGAACAUUUGUACAGCUUUGCUAUUGCCAGAGAAGAAAAAUGUCCAAAAUCAACCAUGUUUGCUUUUUUCUUUGCAGUUCAGGUUUUUUUUUUUGGGGGGGGGGGGAAGCUGUCCUUUCAUCGCUGUUUGUAUUUUCCCAUUUUCAUCACGAUACAUUGUUCUGACCAUCUUGUCUUCAGUUUACCUUUGCUUCAUAUCUGUGUGUAGAUCAGUACCAGAGAACAGACUCAACACAUUCUGCUCAUCUGUUUCAGUUGUAAAACUAAGAAAGAUGAAUGGUUGGCAAAGCUUCAAUCCAGAGUAGUACUGUAAAAUGUUACAGAGCUGCUCCAGAGUAAAUGAUUUGCGACCGUGACUAACUUCUAACAACUAAACACAAUCUCUUAUUAAACCAAUUUGAUUAUAACGACCUCGCAUUACAGCAAAUGCUGAUAUCUAGAGAAACAGUGAUAGACUGACCAGUCCUGAGGCUAAUGCCACGAAUCUGAAAGUGAACUGCUUUGAAUAGGAGAGGCUCAGAAUUACUUUUGAAAAUCUGCUUUGGCUGUAGCAAACCCAAGCAAUCAACCAUAAAGCUAACAAGUGCUAGUUGUACAAGAAGAAGCAACAGUCUUGUAGCAUCCAUUUUACAAUCUAACUGGGUUGAUUGUUUUAAGUGUACAUAUGUUUAUGUGAACUGCUGGGGGGAGGUUCCUUUGGGGAUCAAAAGGCAACAUAAAAGUGAAAUAAAUAAUACUGCUAUAUCUGUUAUUCUUCUAGAUUUCUCAUGGUUAUGCCCAUGUGGAAUAAAUCGUGUACAGCAUCAUGAACUGUGAUCAACGUUUAUUUUCAUUCUUCCUACUAACUGAGGUACUACAAAAGUACAUGUAAUGGGUCACUCAUCUCCACUGGCUCUGUUCUAAAGAAGCAUGCAACAAGCCCUUGUACCUGAUAGUGCUGUUUAUAUUAUUUCCCUCAACAGCGGCUCCCCUGGAGUAUACUGGUAAUGGCUCCCUUUGUGGAGCAGAAUGGCUACCACUGAGAGAGCAGAAAGUUCUGUUGCUUGAGGAUAAGCACAUGCAGGCGCAGGAAGGGGUUUGCUAAAGCAAAAAUAUUCAUUUCCAUAAGUAACUGGAAAAACAUUUUCAGAUCAUUGAUUAAUGCCAGGUCCUUGGCCAGCAAUCAAAUACAUGAGAUCUAAUCCUGAGUCUUCAGAGGAAUGGACGCAAAACUAAGAGUGCAAUUAUCAUUAAUCUCCAUUGGAUAUAAAUUUAUAUAUGAAUAUUUCAAGUUCUUUAUAUCAAAAUAGCAAUAUCAUAUUCA
Messenger RNA from Sceloporus undulatus (fence lizard), 4675 nucleotides. It is a transcript of the gene SLC1A1, whose product is annotated as solute carrier family 1 member 1. Bases 311 to 1912 code for a protein of 533 amino acids. The transcript has 12 exons. Gene Ontology annotation, cellular component: plasma membrane. Gene Ontology annotation, biological process: L-glutamate transmembrane transport. Gene Ontology annotation, molecular function: L-glutamate transmembrane transporter activity; L-cysteine transmembrane transporter activity; glutamate:sodium symporter activity. Lineage: Eukaryota; Metazoa; Chordata; Lepidosauria; Squamata; Phrynosomatidae. The record is from RefSeq and is a predicted model, not a curated record.